Molecule: messenger RNA, 1131 nt
Organism: Psilocybe cubensis
Lineage: Eukaryota; Fungi; Basidiomycota; Agaricomycetes; Agaricales; Agrocybaceae
Exons: 4
Coding region: 1-1131 (376 amino acids)
Source: RefSeq, a predicted model, not a curated record
AUGAUUGUGUCUAGGCAUAUAUGCGGUCACGAAUUUAUAGGCGAGGUAGUUGCUCUUGGAGCUAGUUAUGGUGGGCACUCACCAGGACGACCACCGCUCUAUUCGAGCUUGAAGGUUGGAGACAAAGUGGUGUCCCCUUUCACUGUGAAUUGUGGCGAAUGCCAUGUCUGCCGCCUUGGAUUUACUGGACGAUGUCCAGAAGGUUUUUUGUUUGGCUCUCCUGCCCUUGACGGGGGUCAAGCUCAAUAUGUCCGGGUACCCAAGGCAGGCGGGACGCUCUUUAACCUAAGCGACUCAUCCACUUGGUCCAGCAACCUUCCAAAGGAAGCACGAGAACAAGCCUUAUCUAAUCUCGCAGACAGCUCGCUCCUCAUUCUGGCGGACAUUUUGCCUACAGGGGUGUUUGCUACCCUUCAAGCGUUGAAUCAUCCAAAAGUGGCCCCUGUCCUCACAGGCAGGUCGUGGCCGCUUUGCUUCGAAAAGGAGGUGUCUGGUGGGAACGAAGUCAGCUUUACUGAUGAGGAUAGGGUGCUGAACGUUGCUAUCAUUGGAUUGGGCCCCGUUGGUGUUUGCACCACUGUCAGCAUGCUUGACGCAGUUGCGAACCGGAAAAUUUCUUAUAGGAUUGUAGCGGUUGACCCAAAUGAGUCUCGGCGCGAGAAAAUGAAGGCCGUCUAUGAGGCUAUUGAUGCCUCUGGAAAGGGCACUGGUCAAUUCGCCGUCUGUGAUAUUGAAGAGUCCAAGAAAGUGGUCAAGGAAUGGACAUCGGGAGUAGGAUGCACUGCAGUUCUAGAGGUUGUCGGAAAUACUAGUGCAAUUAGUCUCGCAUAUGACCUCGUUCGUGCCUUUGGCGCCAUCGUUUCGGUUGGGGUACAUGGUGCUCCUCCUCUUCCUUUGACAGGAAGUCAGUUAUAUAACAAGAAUGUGUCAUUCGAUUUUGGAAGAUGUCCUGCACGCGCCAUGUUCCCUCCGGCUUUUGACCUGCUGGUCCGGAGACAGGAUGUCUUUGGAGGCGUAGGAGAGAAGGCUAGUUUGAUCGACAAAAUCGUUGGCUUUGACGAAGCCGUUGAGAGCUAUAGGGCAUUUGACAAAGGAGAAGUUGGAAAGGUUAUCUUCGAUCCUUGGAAGUAA